Messenger RNA from Cyprinus carpio (common carp), 425 nucleotides. Its product is annotated as histone H2B. The coding region runs from base 46 to 420 and encodes 124 amino acids. The record is from RefSeq and is a predicted model, not a curated record. The transcript has a single exon. NCBI's taxonomy places the organism in Eukaryota, Metazoa, Chordata, Actinopteri, Cypriniformes, Cyprinidae. Gene Ontology annotation, cellular component: nucleosome. Gene Ontology annotation, molecular function: protein heterodimerization activity; DNA binding; structural constituent of chromatin.
UCAUUUUGAUCAUCGUUUCUUGAGGUUUUGAUUUCUAGCAGCAUCAUGCCUGAACCAGCGAAGUCCGCGCCGAAGAAAGGCUCCAAGAAGGCCGUCACUAAGACCGCCGCGAAAGGAGGAAAGAAGCGCAGAAAGUCCAGGAAGGAGAGCUACGCCAUCUACGUGUACAAAGUGCUGAAGCAGGUUCAUCCUGACACCGGGAUCUCUUCGAAGGCGAUGGGCAUCAUGAACUCUUUCGUCAACGACAUCUUCGAGCGCAUCGCCGGUGAAGCGUCUCGUCUCGCUCACUACAACAAGCGCUCCACCAUCACGUCCCGAGAGAUCCAGACCGCCGUGCGUCUGCUGCUGCCCGGGGAGCUGGCCAAACACGCCGUGUCUGAGGGCACCAAGGCCGUCACCAAGUACACCAGCUCCAAGUAGAGCUC